This is a messenger RNA of Lichtheimia ornata, 642 nucleotides long. RefSeq lists its product as uncharacterized. Gene Ontology annotation, biological process: vesicle-mediated transport. The transcript is spliced from 4 exons. NCBI's taxonomy places the organism in Eukaryota, Fungi, Mucoromycota, Mucoromycetes, Mucorales, Lichtheimiaceae. Gene Ontology annotation, cellular component: Golgi apparatus; trans-Golgi network; vesicle. Bases 1 to 642 code for a protein of 213 amino acids. Gene Ontology annotation, molecular function: GTP binding; GTPase activity. The record is from RefSeq and is a predicted model, not a curated record.
AUGAGUGAACCACGAGAGUACCUUUACAAGAUUCUGGUCGUUGGAGAUCUCGGCACUGGCAAGACCUCCAUCAUUCGACGUUAUGUGCACAAUAUAUUUUCGAGCAACUAUAAAUCCACAAUCGGAGUUGAUUUUGCACUCAAGGUCAUUCAAUGGUCACCCGAGAUCAUUGUAAGGUUGCAAUUGUGGGAUAUUGCUGGUCAAGAACGAUUUGGCAACAUGACGCGUGUUUAUUACAAGGCUGCUCUUGGUGCAUUUGUUGUAUGUGAUCUUACACGUCAAUCCACAUUUGAAGGUGUUACAAAAUGGAAGGAUGAUAUCGAUGCAAAAGUAUCAUUACCCGAAGCAUGGGGCGGUGGUCGAAUUCCUGUUGUCCUGUUAGCAAACAAGAGUGAUCUCGCCAAUGAUGGCCAUGGUCAACAUGUCAAUCCAGCAGAGAUGGAUGAGUUGUGUGAAAAGCAUGGUUUUAUUAAAUGGUUCGAGACAUCUGCUAAGGACAAUACCAACAUUGAUGAAGCUGCCAAGUUCCUGAUCAAGUCUAUCUUGGAUAUUGAAGAGCAACAUGGUUCGCCAGAUCUCGAGGAAGAUGAAAGGAUACAAUUGGAAGAAUCGAAUGCAAGCAAUAGUGGAGGAUGUUGUUGA